Cyanistes caeruleus (blue tit) is the source of this 8599-nucleotide messenger RNA. Lineage: Eukaryota; Metazoa; Chordata; Aves; Passeriformes; Paridae. The record is from RefSeq and is a predicted model, not a curated record.
AAUAUACUUUUACUUUGACAGAUUAAACUGCCACCAAUGAUGGAGAUCAUAACAGCUGAACAGCUGAUGGAAUACUUAGGAGACUACAUUCUUGACGCAAAACCUAAAGAGAUAUCUGAAAUUCAACGACUUAAUUAUGAGCAGAAUAUGAGUGAUGCAAUGGCAAUUCUGCAUAAGUUGCAGACGGGUCUGGAUGUCAAUGUGAAGUUCACAGGUGUCCGAGUAUUUGAGUACACUCCUGAAUGCAUAGUGUUUGAUCUUCUUGAUAUCCCCUUGUACCAUGGAUGGUUAGUGGACCCUCAGGUUGCUGACAUAGUAAAAGCAGUUGGUAACUGCAGUUACAAUCAGCUGGUGGAGAAGAUAAUUUCUUGUAAACAGUCAGAAAACAGUGAACUGGUUAGUGAAGGGUUUGUAGCUGAGCAGUUCCUAAAUAACACAGCUACACAGUUGACAUACCAUGGACUCUGUGAGUUGACUUCAGCUGUCCAGGAGGGAGAACUUUGUGUGUUCUUCAGGAACAACCAUUUUAGCACCAUGACCAAAUACAAGGGUCAGCUUUACCUGCUGGUGACAGACCAGGGCUUUCUUACAGAAGAGAAGGUUGUGUGGGAAAGUUUACACAAUGUGGAUGGUGACGGGAAUUUCUGUGACUCUGAAUUCCAUCUGCGGCCUCCAUCAGACCCUGAAACUGUCUACAGAGGGCAGCAGGACCAAAUAGAUCAGGAUUAUCUGAUGGCACUAUCUCUACAACAAGAGCAGCAGAAUCAAGAGAUUAACUGGGAACAGAUCCCAGAAGGAAUCAGUGAUCUAGAGCUAGCAAAGAAGCUCCAGGAAGAGGAGGACAGGAGAGCUUCUCAGUACUAUCAGGAACAAGAACAAGCAGCUGCUCAGGUCCAGCAGGUACAAGGUGCUGCCUCUCCAGCCAGCGCGAGACAAUCCGGGAGUAACGAACGCAAACGCAAAGAGCCUCGAGAGAAGGAGAGGGAGAAAGAGAAGAACAGCUGUGUUCUUUUGUAACAGAACAUGGAUUCCAUCUGGAGUCAAGUGCAUGUCCUCAGAAGCAAAAACAAGGAGUAAAAAGGAAGACAAACCUGUUACAUGCCGCCUGUGCCUGAUUACCCCAUGGAUUUUGUUCAUGUUCCAAGAGAGGAUGGAUGACUUUGUAACAAUCAGACAGACUUCCUUCAAAGUCAUAGUGCGUGCUGCUCAAGAGGGAAUUCCAAAUCACAGUUGGAAGCGGCUGUGCUUUGAGUUAGUCAUAAGAAAUACUGCACCUUGUAGCUGAACACACAACUCAUGGCAAGUCCUGUGUCAUAGUGACAUCCAUUACUCGUUACAUCAGUUAGUAAGCUAUUUUAUCUUCUACUCUAAACAAAGGUAAUUCAUUUUGUGUAAGGCUUUUUCCUGAAGUCUGUACACGAGCACAACAGAAUUCUGUGUUACUUCCAUAGUAUGAAACUAUAUCUUAGGCUGGGUAUAGUCUCCAUGACACAAGAGCCCAAAUAACAGCUGGGCACUGCCUCCUCAGUGUGUCCAGAUUUCUUUGCUUCUGGAUCUGGUAUGUUCUUUUUUUGAACCCAGAUUUAUACUUACUGCUACCACUGCAUCUCCUGGCCAGCUUUCUUGCCCCAAGAAUAUGUGACUUGAUAGGCAGCAUACAAAAAUUGUCAUGAAAACAAUGGGGCAUUUAUUAAAAAGCAAAAUGAAUACUGUUUGCUUUUCUUGCAACUACAAACUGGGUAUGGCAACUCAGAUGUUAUCAGGGUUAAACAAGUAAUUUUAUAGGUAACUUCUUUUUCUUUUACUAUUUUUUUUCUCUUGUAGGUAAACUGGACCAGAUAAGCUUUUAUUUAUUGACCUCUCCAUAUGAUAGAUGAAUGAUGAGAGGAAGCUAAAGUCUAUAAUAAUCAUUAUUCUAUAUAAGAAUGCAGAGUUAAAGUAACUAAUAUCUGCCUUUUAUCCAGAAGUACCUUGAACUUCAACAUGACGUUAACGUGUCCACUUGUAUAUUUAAGCAAGUGUACUGUAGUUAAAAACACAUUUUUUUUGUUUGUUUUAUAAAUCAUGUAUUCUUAAAAAAGCACACUUCUGAAGGGGUGACAGAGGAGUGAAGCCAUCUCUGAGAUGGUUUGAGAGGUGGUCAGGUGUAAUAUUUUAUUUUUUAAAUCACUAAUUUAGAAUUUUUGGAAACCAGAUUUUUCUAAUUUAUGGGAACCAAAUAAACAUGUUGCAUCUUGUAGUAUUUAUAGAAUGCAGAAAUAGAACACUUGAUGAAUUUUGAGGGAACCACAAAUCUUCCUCCACUUCCAUUAAAUCAAUAACAAUUACCUUCUUGCUUUUGAUAAAAAUUUCUAUUUAGCGAUUUGUAGAUACCUUUGAAAAAGGCUGCUUCUCCUGGACAAGUUCUGUAUCCGUGCUCUAAGCCUUAGUGUUCACACAGAAUAACUUGGGCAGGCUAAGGUGGAAUAUGACAUUCCUGCUUCCAGGUGUUUGGAGAAUGUCUGUACAAGUGGGUGUCUGACACAAGUUUAUUUCAAGCAGAUUUGCUGCACUGAUGGCAACCAGUCAUUACACACAUCUGUUACCAACCUAGAAUGAAAAUGAGAUAAAGGAAGAAUGUCUUACUAACUAAAGGGCCAAUUUGGACCAUUUUUCUUCCAUUACUUUUCUCCUUUUGGUUUUUUUUCCACUUUCGUUACAAUUUCCCUUUUAUAAUGAUGAAGUAAUGAACAGUAGGAGGUCUCUAAUAUGUAAACUGUAAAUUUAAAAAAUAUCUUCUCUAGAAAAAUCAUGCCCAGAGAAGUAAUUUUAAUACUUAAUGUAUGCAGUUCAGAUAAUUUUCUAUGUCAAAGCAAAGGUUGAUGUCCUUUUUUCCUUUGCAGCAGCCUAACUUCUUCAAACAAAUUAAUGUGAUGGAGGAUCACCAACAUAACGACUUAGCUACUUUAAGUAGAUUUCCAAUAGUGUCAAUAACAGAGACUUUAAGCCAGAAUGUUGUUUAAAAACAUUCUGUUACUAAGAUUUUUCCAAAUUUGUGUAUUUACAUUUAUUUAUUGACCUUGAAAAAUAAAUAUGUCAAGCUAAGUGUUUGUUAUUGUUUUCAGUGACAGUAUUGCCACUAACUCCUUUUGGAAGGAAUCCAGCUGUUGUGGCUGUGGAGUUUAUCUCUUUGCCUAAGAUACUUGCUCAUAUUAGAGGAAUUCAUGUAACAUUUCCAGUUUCAGACAGAUGUGCCUGAAACUUAAUACACUGUAGUUAGAGGAAUUAUGGUCAUUUAGUCACAGAGGAAGAAGUUAAAUGCAGUGCUCAUCAUGAAGUUCCAACAAGAUAAUGCAGUUUCUUUCAGUAGAGGAGUGAAGGGUUUCAGGGUGUUUGAGAUGGAAGCCAUGCUAUGAAAACAGUCCUCUGUUAAUAUCCUUUUUUCUUUACAGGUCUUGAAGCUUUGGAAAAAAGGUAAAGAAUUCCUGAAAUCUAGGGCUGCAUGAGUUGAACUUGUUAGUGGCAAAAGUUUUAAGCAGUUGAGCUUCCUAAUACCCAAAAUGAAAUUCACCUGGGAGCUUAAUUUAUGCCCUACUGGGAGUAACCAUUCCAAAAGCACCUGUCACAGUUGGUAUCUCUCAUAGUAUCUGAGGAUGAAAAACAUGAACAGAAUUGCUUUUAUCUAUAUGAAGUGAGCUUGGAAAACAAUAUUGCACAAUAGUCUUGGAGAACCAGGAAGACAAUAUCUACUUCUGUUUACUUCAUUUGCCUUUUUUUUCUUUUUCCUCCAGCUUAUGUUCUGGCAAAACAUAAGUAAUAUGGUAUAGAUUUAUACUUUAAAUCUAUUUAUACAAUUUAGCAUGCACAUGCUCCAUAAUAUAUAUGAAAGUGUCCAGAAAAGUAGAGUAGAACUUGUUUUCCACUAGAUAAAUGCUAGCACAGAAGAAAAAAAAUCACAGAAUUUUUGUUUUUGCAUUAUAGUUGUGACAUAAAAAAGGCUACAUAAAAGUAUUCUUAAGAUUAGCAAAAAAACUCAGCACUGCCGUAGAGAUAAAUGUUUUUUCUAUAAGGCACUUUGUAAAUGCUCAAAUCCACCAGUUUUCUUGUGCCACUCAUGGAAUCUGCAACCCGACAAAGCAGAUCCAAAGGAGGGUUGUAACACCAGAGAAUGAAAUUAGCAUUCCUGAAAAUUCACUUAAACACCAUCCAAAAACUACAUUUUGUAGCUGUCCAUGUAAGAAGUGAUGUGUUCAGUGUCUCUGCAGAGCUGCUCUUGUGGCUCACAGGCACAUGAGCUCCAAGGGAAGCACAGGCUCUGCUGAGAACCUCGGAUUGCCAGGCAGGCUCUUUCUCACUUGAUAUUUCACAUUAUUGUCAUGUUUCUUCAAACUUGUAUACACAAGCUCUUGAAAAAAAUUUUCCAGUAUGUAAUAAAAGGCAGUUUUGGAGUUCUUGAAAUGGAAUUUUCUUGUGCAUUCAGCAGGAAAUACUCAAGUGAAAGGUACAGCUGAUACAUUUUUAACUGAACCAUCCUUUGUUCCUGCUCCACUGCUUCUGUAACAAAGUCAUUCCUUGGAUCAUCUCUUUGCAUUAGGAUGCUUAUUAGAGAAUCUAUACAAACUACAUCCUUCAAUACAACAUACUAAAUUAAGAGCUCAUUUUAUAUAAAAGCAGAUUUUUAAAAGUUGCAGCAUUAAACAGGUGACUCAGGGAAUGCAUGUUAAAUGUUGUGAAAUCCUCAUUAGAAAGCAUAUUACAGAAAAGCAAAAACAACAAGCUGUAGUUUGGAUGCAUUAGAAUGCUCCCAUUUUUUCCUAUCUCUGCUGAUGAAGAACACCUUGGUAGCAAGAAAAAUCCAACGUUAAGAAAUGUUCAUUCAGUCUAGCAUAUUACAGCAAAUGUCACGUGCAAGGCCUGAAAAUGGCAUUUCAUCUUGAAAGGGAUGAGUGCACAUCCUUUUUUAAUAAGCAUAACUAGCCAGAAACUUAGUGCUGAGUGGGAAAUGGGAAGAGGUGAGUGCCAGCUUCUCAAACCACAUCAUAUACACAGAGGCAGUCUGAUGUUCACAGUGCUCCUGCAGAGCUCCCUCUCUUUCAUAGCUUGGCCAGCAGAAAAGAAUGGAUGUAAGCUCAGCUGUGAUCUGCUCUGAUGGGGAAGAAGUGCCACAGGGGAAUGCUAAGGAGGAGAGGCCGGAACAUAAGUCCCUAUGCUACCUCUUGAGAUUGUUUAAGGCUUUGUCUGUAAUUUUGCUGUUAUUUUGGACACAAAUAGCUGUGGCACAGCGUGCAGUGGCUGCAUUUUCUCACCUAGGUAAUGCCCAGCAGGUUCAUUUCCUGGCAGGCUGGCAGUGUCUGUCCCUGGACACACUGCUUCUCACUCUCACUGUGCUUUAAAGUCAGGACUAGCUGUGCUGAUCCUCUGAUAGCCCCAAAUAUUAAAUGUCAGUUGCCUACUGUUCAGUUUUUGUCAAUGUCAGCUCCUAUCACUCUGCACUCUCUUUGCUGGAGAGUUCUCUCUAGAGAACUUGUUGAAAUCUGCCUUCUCCAUUCCUUUUCUGGUUUGUAGAAUGACUUCUGUUCAUGGGAAAGCUCUAUGUGCUGAAAUGGGCAAUUCCUUGUUUUUCAAGGUUAAAACCUUUAAAUACUCAGUUAAUUAUCGUUAGAAUGUCAAGAUCCCAUGUUUGCCAUGUAUGCCAUACAGCAUAAAAAACUGUGCAACAUAGUAAUGCUAUUUUUGGGAAAUCUUAGGGGAUUUUCAGCACUCAAAGUAGCUGACAAGUUUGCUAGCUCAGUCUGAACAGUGCUUACAAAUAGUGUAACAGUGCUGAAAUCCAAGGCAGCUGCUGCUCUGAUCAGUGCAGACAGAGCUGAGGCACUGCCCAUGCCCUCCCGGCCAAGUUGUGCACUCAGGGCAGCAGGUGCUGGGGCUGGGUCGAUGUUGCUGGGGCCAAAAGUGAACUAGAUGGGGUUGUUUGAUAAAGUCAGACACUCAGCCAAAUGUACAGAGAUUUUGGGGGUGGACAGAGACACAAACUCAGCUAAGUUUCUUUUUUUUUUUUUUAUUACUCUUGAACUUCCUUUAGUGCUGACCCCAUUUCAUUUUAGGUCCCAUCUAAAGUGGUGAUAUAUAUAAGUGAUCCCUAUUGUGGAACAGAGGGAGAUUGGUCUAAUAGUGUCUCCUGAGCCAAAGCCUUUAGCUGAGACAAACUGAGGUUCUCCACCACAGAGCUGGAUGAAAUAAUGGGAUACUUGGUCUGUCUUGAAGUUCAUGUUCUCUUUCCUUGUUAUGAAGUCUUUAGGAAAAUUUGGAUGGGCUUUUUAAGUUAAAAUUUCAGCUGUAACUAUGAAAAGUUACGUUUAUGCUAAGCAGUUUGGAAAAUUUCACUUUAGAUUUCUUCUGAAUGUGUUUCCAAAAAAGCUGGGAUAACUUGUAUUUUUAUCAGAAACCUUUUGAUGGCUUUUGUUCUGGCUUACUGGCACCUGCCAAGGGAAGGGUCAAAAUUGCAAAUAGAAGAAACACCAGUGUGUCUUAAAUCACUUCAGAAAUUUAAAUCAGCCGAGUAAUGGGAAGACCCUUGUGUUUGCUCAUCUCUUGUUUUGGGGAACUCCAAAAUAUCUAGGAAAACAGAUAAUUUUUUCUCUAGUAUUUUGCUAUCAGGCCAUCAAUAGGUCUGUUACUUUUAGGGCUUUUGUUAUUGCAGAUUAACCAGAGCCAGAAACUGGUUUAUCUUAGUUACUGUUUUGUUUACAAUUGAGUUUUAGUGAAGCCUUUCGCAUUUAAAGUUUGAAACCAGAUUCUCUGUGAGGUGACAGUAUGGGGAUUUUGGCCAAUUGCAUGGGUAGAUAUUACCACUGAUUCCAGUACCUACAGAAAAAAAAAGUGUUGCUGUGGAAAUAAAUCUUUCUUUUGCUUGGAAGAACAUAGUAGUAGGUGAUGUCUUCAAGACACUGCAGAUAGAUAAAAUGAACCAAGGAACCCAGUUGUGGACUUCAAACUAUUUGUAAUCCAGCUUUUGCAUUUUUUAUCAUGAAUAGCUGGAAUUAUUAAAUAUCUGCAUUCUGUAUACAUGGGUUACAGCAGUAUGCUUGUAUUUCUGGAUUUCCUACAUGCUUUUAGGGACUGGCAAGCAAAAAUAACUUUAGAGAACCCCUUAAAAAAGUGACCACAGGUCCAAUGAUUUCAAGAGACAAACCUAUUGCAGCAAGGGUUUUUUCACCUGUAUUUGGGUAACUCUUGAAAUCAACCACUAGUGCUGUUACAUUAUGCUGAAAAGUGUGGCUGGUCAGGGGGUUACAGUCCAGACCUUGAUGAAAUAAGCAGGGUUCUGGUUUGGAUACACUUUGUACGUGCAAAACCACUCCCAAUUAAUGCAGUCAGAUUGUACUGAACAGGUCAUAGCACCUGUGAAUGUUUUUUCCCUGUGUUUUUGCAGUGUGUAGUCACUGUUUACAGGUUGAGCCUCACAGCUUUGAUAGCAUUCUUUGAACUAUACAAGUAUCAAGUAUUUGUCCUGUGCCACAGAAAUCUAUUCUGAAUCUGUUACACCUUGCUCAGUAUUAUGUUAAUUCCUUACAGCAAUUUCUUUGUAAGGGAGUGAGAAAUACUGUCAGCAGUUUCCCCACAAUAACCUAAUAGAGUUUUAAUGUUAAAUGACACAGUUUUGAUUUAUAUUACAGCUUUCAGCAAAAUAAGUUCUUAUCAAAGUUUUUUAAAAAUAAUUUUCAGUUAUUCUUUUAUCUAGUCACCAGUUGCAUAUCCCUUAUUUGUACAACUUGUGAUAAUCACCUUUUACACAUACAUGUAAACUUAGUGAAGAAAUGACUAAAAAUGCAUCCUACAGAAGUUGCCCCAAGUUCUCCAGUGCUGAGUUAAAUAUUUGGUGUCUUAACUGCCUUGACUGGGUCUUUUUACAAUGAAAUGUUUUUUAGAAAAGCCCCACACACAAAACCCUGAUGUAUUUUAGGAAAGUUCCAAAAUACUUCCAGAUUAGUAAUGUUUUCAACAUGCCACCAGAAUUGUACAAUUCCUGUGUUAAAUCAGCAGUUUAGCUGUGAGUCUAUCACCCCAUGCUUACCUGAUCUCUGAAUCUAGUCUGAAAAGGAAAAUAAAGGUGAUGCAAGUGACUCUGGAUUUACCAAGAAAGGGGAGAAGUUAAAUUUUUUUAACUUGUAUUUUAGAGGUGCAUGACACAAUUAAAUCUAGUCAUGCAGUAAUAUUUGUACCAAUGUAUGUGAAUGAAAUACUUUUCAUCAUGUUACACCAUUAUCCAACACUGUAAUGGCAUCUACAAGUUCAACUACUGAAUGUUUUGCAUUUUAAAAGCCUUAAUUGUUUAUAUUGUAUUAAUAUGUUUUUAAAGACUAUAAGGAAAUAACAUUUUCCUUGUAAAUUGUUAAAAUAAUUUUGAACACAAAUAAUUUUCAGAGAAAUCCAGUUCUGUAUCUUAAUACCCCUUUUUGUUUGUGUACCACAAAGCUGUUAAAUUCUGUUACUUUUUAAAUAGUGUCUCCCCUUAUCAGCCUCUCUCUAGUUCAAGGUCUUUACCCAACUGAGAUUUAUUUUGGUUAACAGUCUUCUGAAACUCAUUGUAUGUAAAUAAAUUUAAGUGAGCAAACUUAAA